AUGCUGAAGCCCUUUCGUAUUAGGGAUCUUCUGGAUCCCACUGUGGAUGAGGAACUUGAACAACCCGAUCGUUCUCCACAAGAUGGACAAGACAAUCCAGAACCGUUUCUUAGAUCACCUUUUGAUGCUGAACUAAUGCCGGCUUAUAAGCGGCUUGGUAAUGAUGAAGAUGGCAAAUUUCGUCCAUAUUUGACCCACGAUAUGCAAUCAAUCCCGUCUAUGGGCACUGAUGGAAAAACAGCCAAACGACGCAGCGACAUCCUGGUCCCACCCAAGUUACGUUCCGACUACAGUGACCCUUCCAGCGGGGGAAGGAGAAAUAACUUGACUCAUUUGCUAGCUUCUGCACCACCAACAACAGAUCGUCAUGGUAUCGUUCGAAUUUCAGCUGAGGAAUACGAUGAAACAAUUGCAGCUAACCCCCUAGCAAAACUGACUUAUAUGGAUGAGGACGACGGAGAUACAAUCACUGUCGGUUCUGCGCUUGAACUUGCGGAUCGCCUUAGCGAGCCCACAUCGUCAGCGUUUUUGUAUUCACCAGCUGUCCCUAGCAAUGAUCGAGAACAUGAAUGGCCCAUGCAUAUCUUUGACAUUAAUCGUUCGAAAUCCGUCUUAGAAAUAUGGAGAAGUUUUGAGAGCAGGACUUCCAUGGGCAAUAGACGGUUGAAUACAUCUGUAUCAACUUAUCAUGAAGCCACUGCUCCAGAGGUGGCCGACGACAAUAGCAAGGCCCACACCGAGCCCGAGCCCGUCUUCGAGAAAAGUAACGAUGAUUUUAGAGAUCACUGGCUUCAACCUCACAAACCCCCACCAUUUCCCCAGUCGACAUGGCACCAGAAUGAAAAUGCAUCAAUUGGCCUAGUCAGCUCAGUGGACGGUGGUCAACCAUCGGAGCUCUGUGCUUCAAGAAAUAUCGAACCUGUCCAACAAACCAGCUUCGAAAGCCAACAUGACCAUGCCAAGGACAUAACUUCCGACACCCAGAUAUCCAUCCCGUCGGCAUCUAUGCCGGGAUCAAACCCUUGGACCUCGUUGGGUGCUUGGCCACUACGUUUGGAGUCGAAUGGUUUGACACAAAGAGAGCCAGAAAGCCGCGAAUCGCCUAUCGAAGAAAACCUUCCCCUUCUGGCGUCGUUCGAGGCCGAACUAUCGAGGAUUAUGCAAGACAAACUUGUUGAUUCGUCUAGCAGAGUGACACAGGAGCAACUCACCGCAGAGACUUCCUCCCCGCAACCACCUGCUUCACAACCUGAAUCGGAUCCCUCAUCCCAACCUUCACGCAAACCUGCCGAAGUGCUGGGUCAGACUAUGCAAGCAUUGCUUGGGGGCAUUCGCCAUCUAACCUCUGAAUUGAGGUCUAAGCUUCCGGAAGUGGAACGCCGGUUAUCGAAUGCACACCGACACAUUCCCUCAACAGUGGAGACAACUCUUUUCAAUACCAUCACCGCUAUUGGCAGCCAUGUUCGGAGUCUUGCAAAUGCUAUGCAAGCUGCUGCUACUUCAUCGAGAGCUGCUGCUGAUAGCUCCAGAGAAGCUGAUAUUCUGGCCACUAACCAAAUCGUGAAUAGUCUCCACACUUUGGCGGGGGAUAUUGGAGAAAUGGGUCGAACUCUGUUUGCCACCUUUGACACCACGCCUACAAACAUGGGAUCACACCAAGCACAGCCAGAUGGAGAGCUUUCUCAAGGAAAUGUAGAUACUCAUGACCAAUCAAACCCUCAGCAGUGUACAUCCCAGCCCAAUGUUUCUGUGGAUAAUACGGCACCCUCGGACUCUUUGCCCGAAGUUUCUACUUCUCGAGUAAUUCCAGAAAGCGAGAGGCAAACUGCUUCUCCACAAGAGACGCCCUCGGCCGAUUCCAACCACAAUACUACCCUAUUUAUUGGCAACCUCCAUACUGCCGUUACUGAACAAGAUGUUGAAACGGCAUUUGCGAACAAGGGUUUCUUGGGGAAGGCCAACUUGCCCCACGAUACUGCAACGGGGAAACACGCUGGGUUUGGCUAUGUUGAUUUUCCUUGUUCCUUCGCUGCAUCCGGCGCUCUCCAGGCGCUCACCGGGAAUCUACUCCAUGGCCAGAUUAUUAAUCUUGAAUUUAGCCAUGGUAUCGACACUACUGAUGAUAGCACUGUCCAGCAGUCACCCAGACAAGCAGUAGAGGUUUCACCUCAUCCCCUUACAGAAACCAAUACGCGUCUCCGUAUCCCUCGUCAUCUCCCAGAUAUCCCCAGAUCUCGGAGGAUGUCCAGUUACAACCUUACGCAAACGCCGGCUGAGAUCGAUGCCAGUAACCCUAAUGGCACCCCAACCGGUAUUAGGCGGGCCAAAUCUCUCGGGACUUUACGACGAUCUAUAGUUCAUGAUCAUCCACGGCAGAGGAUCAACACCCUGAAACAUAUCACAGAACGAACAGAAAACCAGGAGCAGCCAAAUGCCGAAGCUCCAAGUUCACGUCGUCAUUCCUCUAAUCAGUCUGAUCAACAGAGGCCAAAGGCUUUGUAUUCAGCGGAUGCCACGGACAAUAAUGCAUUGACUGACCAACUCGAUGGAGAGCCGGGCUUUUCCGCUCGUUACCCGUCCCUGGUACCUGAUCCAUAUAAAUACAAUGGUAGCCAGUCUCUCUCCCCUCCUCGUCAAGGUCAGAAUAUUGCUCGCUCGCUUAGCCCAGAAUCUCAAAUGGCACGAUUCCCAACUGUUUCCCAAUUGGAAGCGUGUACCUCUACCAUGCAGCAAUCUCAACCCAGAGAUGAGUUGAGACCUAGCAGAUCUCUGAUAGCUAUAGAUGGAAGUCCACUAAAUGAGACUACUACUUCUGAUGAUCCUAUCCGCAAUCUACGCAACUUGCAUCCAGCUCCACCGCCGACGGAAGGACGCGGAAUUCCUGGCUCUUGGCCACCUGAACUGUAUAAUGCACAACUGAUGGGACAUCGAGCGUCUUCUCCAGCACCUCCCAGUGGACUCCGUCGUUCAAAUACAACCAUAGCCUCCGAUCCGGCAGCAAGGCUUUCUGGACCCUUUGUUCCUUUCACUGAGCCUCAUCCGCGUAAUAGAAAUUCUAAUCUUCGGCGCAGCGCGACAGAACGUCAGCAUCGCCGACCUGCAAGAGUGUCCUUUGGCAGGCAUCGCAAUGCGCUCGAAGGCCGGUCCGUCAUUUACAAUCCAUACAUCCCCCAAGGUCCAACAACAGACGUCAUUUCCAACAUUCCGGGUAGCUUCCCCGCGGAAGCUGCACCGGCCGUCCCUCCUAAGCCUAUCCAUCAAUACUCAGAACGCCAGCCGGAAAUGCAGGAGCGCAAUCGGCUAACAAACGAUAUCGAUCGAUGUGUCGCUCACCUUGGGCUACUUGGCUAUGGCUAUGAUUCGAGUCUUCCUUCACACAACCUGCACGUAUAUGCAGAAGCAGCAAACGGUAACCUAGAAGAUGCCAUUGAGAUGAUUGAGGAGGAGAGGAAAGCGUAUGAGCAACGGGUAGUAAUUCAUUGA
Messenger RNA from Blastomyces dermatitidis ER-3, 3483 nucleotides. RefSeq lists its product as uncharacterized. The transcript has 2 exons. Gene Ontology annotation, molecular function: RNA binding. Lineage: Eukaryota; Fungi; Ascomycota; Eurotiomycetes; Onygenales; Ajellomycetaceae. The coding region runs from base 1 to 3483 and encodes 1160 amino acids. The record is from RefSeq and is a predicted model, not a curated record.